Mucor mucedo is the source of this 693-nucleotide messenger RNA. RefSeq lists its product as uncharacterized. The record is from RefSeq and is a predicted model, not a curated record. The transcript has a single exon. Bases 11 to 565 code for a protein of 184 amino acids. NCBI's taxonomy places the organism in Eukaryota, Fungi, Mucoromycota, Mucoromycetes, Mucorales, Mucoraceae.
AUUAAGAAUAAUGACUGACUCAAUCCAUUUUCCACCUGCUUCGAAGCAUUCUAAAUUAUCUGCGUGUCCUACGACCAAAGUACCCCAAGGCACAGAUUGGAUUUAUCAAGACUUUUUCAACCAGAUGCUUCAUGAUAAUUCCAUUCAACAUGUAUAUCCAACAGGCACUACGUUUUCGGAAGGAUUAAAUACGGUUGCUAGGAAAAGCAGUUUCGAGUGGGAUGGCCAUAUUGAUUAUUCUUUUUGUGCUACUCAUGAUGAGGAAAGCUCUUUACCCGAUCUAGACAACAGCGAUGAAGAAGAUCCUAUUGGUACAAGCUCAGAGUUUUCAGAAAUGUUUGACGUAGCUCCAGUAUUAAUUGAAUCAUCAUGUACAACAUCAACGGAAUACCCUUUAUCAUUCCGGGAAAACAGUGACACCAUUAUCACGCAAGCCUUAAAAAAGAGAAAGUCUACCUCUUCAUUCCGUUCUUUAAAAUCCUUUAUCAGUGUCUUUAGUACAAGCAAAAAGUUAAAAUUAGAUGCUUCGCCCACUAGAUUGUUUCAAUUCUUUAAACGCCGUUAAAACCUCCCUACUUUUCAUCUGUGUAAAUAGUAUAUAAUAAUGCGUUUCUGUUGAUCAGAGACUUAUUCUCCCCCCAGCCCCCUUUUAAUAACUAUAAUAAAACCGAUAUAAAUAAAUAUAAAUACAAA